This is a messenger RNA of Penicillium hordei, 4119 nucleotides long. RefSeq names its product protein kinase subdomain-containing protein. NCBI's taxonomy places the organism in Eukaryota, Fungi, Ascomycota, Eurotiomycetes, Eurotiales, Aspergillaceae. Gene Ontology annotation, biological process: lipid metabolic process. Gene Ontology annotation, molecular function: ADP binding; protein binding. The record is from RefSeq and is a predicted model, not a curated record. The transcript is spliced from 8 exons. The coding region runs from base 1 to 4119 and encodes 1372 amino acids.
AUGCAGAAAGAAGCGACUAUUCAGGGUAGGGGCCCAAACCCAGUUGACACCACUGGCCUAUGCCUACUGUCCCUUGAUGGCGGAGGUGUGCGAGGCCUCUCAUCACUCUACAUCCUAAAGAGUAUUAUGGACCAACUCAACCAUGCUCGGGCCCGGGUCGAGCUCCCUCCUGUGAAGCCGUGCGAAGUGUUCGACCUUAUUGGGGGCACAAGCACCGGUGGGCUUAUUGCGAUCAUGCUCGGCCGGCUCGGGAUGGAUGUCGAUAGCUGUAUUGCCGCUUAUAGCGAUCUCGCAGCAGCAGUGUUUGGUGAGAAGCUGCGCUCAAUUCCCAUGAACUUCAAAUGGGAUAUCAAAGCCAAGUUCGACUCGGAGAAGUUGGAGCGCGCGAUCCAAAAGGUUAUUGAGGACAGUGGUGCUUCCAAUCAGGAUCCUUUCAACGACGGCACUGGACUGAGAGAUGGUACUGCGCGCGGAUGCAGAACUUUCGUUUGCUCCGCCGACCGCUAUACAAAGGACAUAGUUCGCCUGCGAAGCUACAGCCUCCCGCAUGAGCCAAACAUCAGCACAACCAUAUGCCAAGCCGCCCUUGCAACAUCUGCCGCCUCAACCUUUUUUGAACCAGUUAGCAUCGGGGAUCGAUCAUUUGCUGAUGGUGGACUGGGCGCGAAUAACCCUGUGGACGAAGUGGAGGGCGAGGCGUCGAACAUAUGGUGCUCUGAGACGGGAGACUUGAAACCACUAGUCAAAUGCUUCAUCUCGAUCGGAACAGGAAAUCCAGGCAAGAAGCCGUUCAAGGAUAAUAUGGUCACGUUUCUCGGGCAGACAGUCGUACAGAUCGCAACCGAGACAGAGAACACGGAGAAAAGAUUCAUAGCGAGGUGGGCCAAGCAUUAUGAUGAGAAGCGGUACUUCCGGUUUAAUGUCGAUCAGGGGCUGCAGGAGAUUGGGCUUGAGGAGUACAAGAAGAAGGGACCGAUGGAGGCGGCGACGGAGGGAUAUCUCACGCAUAUAGCACAAAAGUUUCGUGUGCGGGACUGCAUUCAGAACAUGAGACUCAAAGAAAACAAAACCGAGGACUGUUUCGCCACUAUCAUAGAAGAAUAUAAAAUCCGCACUAUUCGACAACAGCCAGUUGAUCGCUUCUAUGUCCCUCUAGACCUUACCGCAGUGCCUGUGAUUGCAAAUUUCGUGGGACGGCAAGACGUGCUAGACAAUCUGUGGCAGUAUUUACAGCCGACAGAUCCACCGUCACAGAAAGUUGCAAUUCUUCAUGGGCUUGGCGGAAUGGGAAAGACGCAGCUAGCGAUUCGCUUCGCGCGAGAUCAUAGAGAUGAUUUUACGGCGAUCUUCUGGCUCAGUGGCAAGGAUCGCGAUGCGCUCUUGCAAUCGUUGAGCUUUGCCUUGAACCGAUUACCAGGACAGGUUUCGGAUAGCGAGACGAGUCAUGAUACAGAUGUGGAGCAACAAGCCAGACAUAUGUUACGAUGGCUAGCAUUGGAUGGCAACUCGCGCUGGCUAAUCAUUUUUGACAACAUCGAUCAAUACUCCCCCUUCAACAGCGCUGUUGGUGAUAGAUAUGACAUUGGAGAAUUUUUCCCUAAAGCAGACCAUGGCUCCAUCCUUAUCACUUCUCGACUUCAAGGGCUGACUGAGCUAGGGGAGCCUUUCCUGGUGCAAGGGCUUGACUCUCAUAACUCAGUUCAACUACUCCUGCAAAGCAGUGGUCUAUUAGCAAGGAGCACCACUAGCAAACUUGAAAGCAAUCCAGAUAUCCUUACUCUUGCCAAUCGUUUGGAUGGACUACCUUUAGCUAUUGUUAUCGCCGGGGCGUUUAUGCGUGAGACUGGAACCAGUAUCACUGAGUACUUGCAGUACUACCAAGAAUCUUGGUCUGAGCUACAGCUGCAAUCGAAUCCUGGUCGUCAGUACCAGCAAGGCAAUAUGCUGCAAACAUGGAUGAUCUCAUAUCUUGAGAUCCAGAAGCGUGACCCGAGCGCAGCAGACCUUCUAUUGCUACUUGCUCAUUUUGAUAAUCGUGAUAUUUGGUACGACUUAAUGAAGAGUGGCCGUCACAGCUCGAACGUCCCGGACUGGCUCAAAAAUGCUAUAUCAAGCGGACUCGCUUUCAAAAUUGGUGUGAAGACUCUCAUCGGAUUCUCUCUUCUUGAGAGUAAGCAACAAGGAGGAAACUAUGCGAUGCAUCCAGUGGUACAAGACUGGUGCCUUCAUAUUGCUAGCACAAACGAAAAUGUGAAUUCGAUGCAGCUUAAUGAACUAGCACUGAUAUCCGUUGGGUACACUGUCCCUAAUUCGAGUGACAGAAAUUAUUCCAGGCUUCAGCAACGGCUUAUUCCACACGCCAAUUAUGUACGUCAUCGAGAUUGGUCAGGUGACAAUAUUGCGUUAUGGGGAGCAUUCCAUGGUUUAGGGCGUCUCUAUAUAGACCAGGGCAAGCUGAAGGACGCAGAGGAGAUGUACCAGCGAGCACUAGCAGGCCGUGAGAAGGCCCUAGGUCCAGAUCAUACGUCCACUCUCGGUACAGUUAACAACCUUGGCAAUCUCUACAAGGCUCAGGGCAAGCUGAAGGAGGCAGAAGAGAUGUACCAGCGAGCACUGGCAGGAUAUGAGAAGGCCCUAGAUCCUGAUCAUACAUCUACUCUCGAUACAGUCAACAACCUUGGCCUUCUCUACAAGGCUCAGGGUAAGCUGAAGGACGCAGAGGAGAUAUACCAGCGAGUACUAGCAGGCCGUGAGAAGGCCCUAGGUCCAGAUCAUACGUCCACUCUCGGUACAGUUAACAACCUUGGCAAUCUCUACAAGGCUCAGGGCAAGCUAAAGGAGGCAGAAGAGAUGUACCAGCGAGCACUGGCAGGAUAUAAGAAGGCCCUAGAUCCUGAUCAUACAUCUACUCUCGAUACAGUCAACAACCUUGGCCUUCUCUACAAGGCUCAGGGUAAGCUAAAGGACGCAGAGGAGAUGUACCAGCGAGCACUAGCAGGCCGUGAGAAGGCCCUAGGUCCAGAUCAUACGUCCACUCUCGGUACAGUUAACAACCUUGGCAAUCUCUACAAGGCUCAGGGCAAGCUGAAGGAGGCAGAAGAGAUGUACCAGCGAGCACUGGCAGGAUAUGAGAAGGCCCUAGAUCCUGAUCAUACAUCUACUCUUAUAACAGUCAACAACCUUGGCAAUCUCUACUCUAAUCAGGGCAAGCUGAAGGACGCAGAGGAGAUGUACCAGCGAGCACUAGCAGGCCGUGAGAAGGCCCUAGGUCCAGAUCAUACGUCCACUCUCGGUACAGUCAACAACCUUGGCCUUCUCUAUAAGGCUCAGGGCAAGCUGAAGGAGGCAGAAGAGAUGUACCAGCGAGCACUAGCAGGAUAUGAGAAGGCCCUAGAUCCUGAUCAUACAUCUACUCUUAUAAUAGUCAACAACCUUGGCAAUCUCUACUCUGAUCAGGGCAAGCUGAAGGACGCAGAAGAGAUGUACCAGCGAGCACUGGCAGGAUAUGAGAAGGCCCUAGAUCCUGAUCAUACAUCUACUCUCGAUACAGUCAACAACCUUGGCCUUCUCUACAAGGCUCAGGGCAAGCUGAAGGAGGCAGAAGAGAUGUACCAGCGAGCACUGGCAGGAUAUGAGAAGGCCCUAGAUCCUGAUCAUACAUCUACUCUUAUAACAGUCAACAACCUUGGCAAUCUCUACUCUGAUCAGGGCAAGCUGAAGGACGCAGAGGAGAUGUACCAGCGAGCACUAGCAGGCCGUGAGAAGGCCCUAGGUCCAGAUCAUACGUCCACUCUCGGUACAGUCAACAACCUUGGCCUUCUCUAUAAGGCUCAGGGCAAGCUAAAGGAGGCAGAAGAGAUGUACCAGCGAGCACUGGCAGGAUAUGAGAAGGCCCUAGAUCCUGAUCAUACAUCUACUCUCGAUACAGCAGAAGAGAUGUACCAGCGAGCACUAGCAGGAUAUGAGAAGGCCCUAGGUCCUGAUCAUACAUCUACUCUUAUAACAGUCAACAACCUUGGCAAUCUCUACUCUGGUCAGGGCAAGCUGAAGGAGGCAGAAGAGAUGUACCAGCGAGCACUGGCAGGAUACGAGGAGGCCCUGGGUCCAGAUCAUGCAUGA